ACAACAUCGGACGACAUGUCAAGUAGAAUAACUCUGAUGUCACAAGCGUGUGCGUCACACUGGUCCUACAACCUGGGACCCAAACUCUACACGGUUUCAUUCUACUCGGACGCGGAGAAGAACCUCAUGUACUGCCACGUCCCUAAAGCUGGGUGCACGUUCUGGGGCCGUAUAUUUAGCUUUCUGACCCGCCCCGGCGAUAUGUCACAAAUGAAAAUUGGCUCGCCAUUUGAUAUAGAUCGCGUGAAACUCCACAACGGUCCGCUAAGGCCGGCUGGACAACCCGAGUGGAACUUGGCUAAAAACGAGAUCAGGGAGAACACCGUCAAAUUUUUCUUCGUCAGAGAUCCGUACGCUCGUCUUUGGAGCGUUUACCUAGAUAAAUACUAUUUACCCGAUUUCUGGAAUCGUCUCGAGAUUUCCCGUAAUCUUUGUCUCCUGAAUAUUACAUUUCCGGAAUUCCUGGCUUUUGCAGUGACGUCAAGCGACGGUCACAUGUUUCCCGCGGCGGUGGUGUGCAAUCCUUGUGAGUUCCGACCGCAGUACAUCGGCAAGGUGGAAACGUUUUUUCGAGAUUCCAAAUUUAUAUUAGACAAAGGGCGAAUGGGAAGCUUACUGGAUAACUACAGCUUUACAAAUUACACCGAGCUAGAGCUCAAAUCGAUCAUCUCAAACUACUUCUGGUAUUACACGGAGUUCAAGCUAAGUCAGUGUUUUACCGAGAAGGACCUCUGUCGUAGAAUGUGGCGCGUCUUUCAGAGUAACGGCCACAUCCGUUCGACGUUGGGAUUUCCCGAAAACUUGCCCGUCUACAACGAAGAGACGUUUCUCGACCAUGUUUUACAAACUGUACGGAGUCAGGGCAUGAGCAGAGCCGAAGCCUCGAAGCAGAGACGGCAAUAUCUUGUAGACGCAUAUAAGAAUGUAUCACGUGCCCACAUUUUAGCCAUAAAAGAAAGAUUCAAACCUGAUUUUGAAAUGUUCGAUUAUGAUAAGCAUCCACCAGCAUAA
Lymnaea stagnalis (great pond snail) is the source of this 1011-nucleotide messenger RNA. Lineage: Eukaryota; Metazoa; Mollusca; Gastropoda; Lymnaeidae. The record is from the annotation of a GenBank genome assembly.